AUGGGCAAACAAGAUAUUUCACAAAAGUGUAGGUUAAACUUGGUUAAUGUGUAUGCCCCAAACGACGCGCUUGGCAGAAGCGCUAUUUGGUCAGAGUUACUGGGCUUUAGGAAUUCAUUGCAGGGGUUAUGGGUUUUGAUGGGGGAUUUUAAUGAGGUGCGGGAUGCCAGUGAGCGGAUGAAUUCUAAGUUCAAUGCUUCCAAUGCGGAUGCUUUUAAUCAGUUCAUUCUAUCUGCCGGUUUGGUGGAAUAUAACAUGGGGGGUGGGAACUUUACCUACAUAACAGACAAUGGUAGGAAACUAAGUAAACUUGAUCGGUUCCUCGUGUGCUUGGGAUUUAGGGAGAGAUGGCCAAAUGCUACUGUUGUUGCGCUGGCUAGGGAGGUCUCUGAUCAUUGGCCCAUAGUUCUUUCCACCACCCAAUCGGAUUUUGGUCAUAUCCCUUUUCGCUUCUUCAACUCAUGGUUUGAAUAUCCGGGAUUCCUGGAUUUUGUUUUGCAAAAGUGUGGGGCUUUUUAUUUCUCGGGACCGGAAGACUUAGCGCUCGCGAUAAAACUGAGGUGGUUGAAGGAUAACAUUAAGGCAUGGCUGAAAAUUGAGAAGGAGAGAAGGGAGGGGAUGUAUAGUGGUAAAAAGGCGAGGUUGGCUUUCAUUGAAGAAUUGGCGGAGGAAAGGAGUCUUGCGGAAGAGGAGUUGGCGGAGAGAGCGGAUUGUAGGAAUUAUCUGGCUGAGUUUGACAGGGUUAAAAAUCUGGAUCUUCGCCAAAAAUCCAGGUCAAAAUGGGCCAUCGACGGGGAUGAAAAUUCAGGUUUCUUUCACUUUGUAAUAACUCCAAUAUUAGUACUAAUAGACUAA
Molecule: messenger RNA, 855 nt
Organism: Helianthus annuus (common sunflower)
Lineage: Eukaryota; Viridiplantae; Streptophyta; Magnoliopsida; Asterales; Asteraceae
Exons: 1
Coding region: 1-855 (284 amino acids)
Source: RefSeq, a predicted model, not a curated record